This is a messenger RNA of Malassezia sympodialis ATCC 42132, 651 nucleotides long. It is a transcript of the gene AVT2, whose product is annotated as Avt2p. Gene Ontology annotation, cellular component: membrane; endoplasmic reticulum. Lineage: Eukaryota; Fungi; Basidiomycota; Malasseziomycetes; Malasseziales; Malasseziaceae. Gene Ontology annotation, biological process: amino acid transmembrane transport. The record is from RefSeq and is a predicted model, not a curated record. Gene Ontology annotation, molecular function: L-amino acid transmembrane transporter activity.
AUGGCGGUCGCCGGCUACUGGUCGUUCGAGGACAAGACACUGUCGAACAUCCUCAACAACUUCCCGCAGAGCGACACGGUCGUGAACAUUGCGCGCUUCUGCUUCGGCCUCAACAUGUUCACGACGCUGCCGCUCGAAUGCUUCGUGUGCCGCGAAGUGCUUGAGACCUACUUCUUUGGGGGCGAGUACGAGCGCCGGCGCCACAUUGUCCUCACGACAAGCCUGGUCCUGUUGGCCAUGGUCAUCUCGCUGCUGACGUGCGACCUGGGCAUUGUGCUGGAGCUGACAGGCGGCCUGAGCGCGACAGCGCUCGCCUUCUGCUUCCCCAGCGUGUGCUACCUGAAACUCAGCCACGAUGCGAGCCAGCUCGACCACUCCUCGCUCUACGUGCCCGUGUCGGACGCCGAUCCCACCGCCACCGACGUGGAGGGCUCCGAGGGGCCCAUCGAGGCCGAGAACCUCUCCCUUCCCCUCCGGCCGGGCGCCGACGUGGCGAGGCGGCAGCCGCAGCAGACGUUCCGCUGGUGGGAGUCAACCAAGCUGCUGAGCAUCGCCUGUGCCCUGUUUGGCUUCCUGGUCCUGAAUGUGUCCGUCUUCACCGCCCUCAGCGACAUGUGGAGCGGCCGCACCGGUGCCACCCAAAAGUGCUAG